Messenger RNA from Brettanomyces bruxellensis, 993 nucleotides. RefSeq lists its product as uncharacterized. Bases 1 to 993 code for a protein of 330 amino acids. The transcript has a single exon. NCBI's taxonomy places the organism in Eukaryota, Fungi, Ascomycota, Pichiomycetes, Pichiales, Pichiaceae. The record is from RefSeq and is a predicted model, not a curated record.
AUGGACUCUGUGGCGAUGAACGGUACUGUUGAUACGGCAGCUUGUACUCCAAAUACGCUGGAUAGUGUUUUUUCAGACAACCAAUCUCGCAGUAAUGGGUCCUCGUCCGUUUCACCUGAUUCGAGGUAUUCAUAUACACCGACUGAGAGUCUGGACUCAUAUACCACAUCAAAGGCUCUUCCGCCAGAAAAUUGUUUUUUUGCCGAUGGCGUAGAUGCUGAGUUAGCUAGAAUGGCCAAUGAUCUGACACAGGAAGAGGAUUUAUCUCGUGGAGUAACUUCUCAACCUGCAAUGGCAGUUUCAGCCACAAUCCCUGAGCCACUUUCCAAGCCCACUCCACUUCUACUUCCGUCCUUUAUUUCCUCUUAUUUGUCUGAAUUUCCCACUGACAACGCUCCGUCGACAAAUGACAAAGCAUCCCAAAACUUUUCUACUCAAAUCAAUUCCAGCAUUCCGGGAGCUAUAUUUCACAAUAAUCACGACGUUGUUGGUCCGGCAGUUCCUUGUUGCGACCAAUCAGUGCAGCGGGAUCCGAAGUUGCACGCUGACGGGAUCCCGGUCACUUUAAAAUUACAAAACGCUACUGUCGUUAAAUCAUCGAAGAGAACUCUCUCAAAUCAAGGUGAUGCUAAUCCCUUAAAGCGGAGUUGCAGACACCCAUAUUCAGAAAAAGAAGAACCAUCUAAAGCGACAACACAACAUAAUACUACCAAAUUAAUUGAGCAUGAUGGUGGCUUGGAGAAAUGCUUCUCUGUUCUCAAACAAAACUACUUGAGCCUUUGCUCGGAAUACAAUAAUUUACUUACCGACUAUAAUGACACACAGCGAGAGAAAAAAAAUCUUAAGGCACAGAACAUGGAACUGAAGGGUUUGAUGGACGGCCUUUUGCAUGAAUUAAAUGUUCUUAGAAGCCAGAAAAGAAGAGAGAAUCGGAAUGUUUCUAACGGCAUUUUAUCUGAAAAGUUACUUAUUGAUAUGAAUGCCGAUAGUUAG